This is a messenger RNA of Bombyx mori (domestic silkworm), 1352 nucleotides long. RefSeq names its product zinc metalloproteinase nas-13. The record is from RefSeq and is a predicted model, not a curated record. NCBI's taxonomy places the organism in Eukaryota, Metazoa, Arthropoda, Insecta, Lepidoptera, Bombycidae. Bases 547 to 1176 code for a protein of 209 amino acids. The transcript has 5 exons. Gene Ontology annotation, biological process: proteolysis. Gene Ontology annotation, molecular function: metalloendopeptidase activity; zinc ion binding.
CUAUUUUCAACUUUGAGCUUAAUACGAGGAAUUGCGGACACAUUCAGUACGGUUAAAUUGUAGGCAGCGGCAAUUCUGUUUUUAUAAUGACGAUUUCUAUAAGCAUUGCUAUAGCAGUCAGCUUUCGCCACGUGGUCCGUAGACUCCUUUGUAUUUGUUGUAAUAAAAAAAUAAUUUAAAUUUUAUAUUCCCAUUUCUUUGCUAGUAUAAAGUUAAAAUUCAAGGACCUAAUAUAAAAUUAACGUGUUUUUGUUGACAUUAUCGAUAAUCGUUUUUCGAUGAGCUCAUCACGACGGGGUCCUACAAAGAUAAUUCAAGUAUCGAAACAAAACCGCUUAGUUUCGUAAAUAGGAGACAUUUUACUUAAUAGAUAAAACUGCAUAUCUAAUUGGGUAAUCGAUAUCCCACUGUUUAAGUACUUUUGAAGACGUCAUGGCGUUAGCAACCUCCAUUUAAAAUGAGUGCAACAGCGUUGACGAACCAUUUUGGGUCUAAGUUAUUGUCAGUGAUUCCAAACUAUUUGAAUUUCUACUACCAACUUUGAAAAUGUUUAUUAUUUUGUCUGCAAUAUUACUUAUUAGUGUGAAAGCUGCACCUGUUCCCGAUGAAUUAGUUGAUGAUGAAGAAAUUGAAAUAAUAAUUGGUGGGUUAUCUGAGUUAUCGAAUAAAUCGUGUGUCGAAUUCCGAGCCAGAGAAGGCGACGAGUAUGCUGUGAUUAUAGAGAGUAGUGCGAACGGCUGUUUCUCCAGAGUGGGGUUUAGCAAAGGCGAUCAUGAGGAUGGAAUUAAUCAAGUUCUAAAUCUCGGUAAAGGAUGCAUUAGACACGGAGUCGUCAUUCAUGAAAUGUUGCACACCCUCGGAUUUUAUCACAUGCAGAGUACAUACGACAGAGAUGACUUUGUUAAAAUCGUGUGGGAAAAUAUUGCAUCUGGACAUGAACAUAACUUUGAGAUGUACAAGAAUGACACAGUGACAGAUUUCGGAGUUCCCUACGACUACGGUAGCGUAAUGCAUUAUUCAGAGCAUGCGUUCUCUAAAAAUGGAGAAAAAACAAUAAUUCCGUUGCAGGAAAACGUGAAAAUAGGUCAGAGAGAUGCUUUAUCUAUCAGCGAUAUAGAAAAGUUAAACAAAAUGUAUUGUGCUGACGAGAACCUCGCACGCGCGCCUCUAAACUAGUUUUUGUCACCGAUUUAUGGUGGUGGCUUUUUAGUCCUUCGAUUCUGCCGAUACAAAAUUGUCGUCCUAUUAUUAUAGCAAUAUUAAGUUUUUCUUACUAUCUAUCUCCUUGUUUUGUUUCAUUGAAUAAUAUGUAUUUUUUUGCUGUGGUACAAAUAAAACGACAUUGUCAUUUU